CAAUAAGUGUACUGCCACACUCUUCUUCCAUAUGCACCUUUCACAGAGUAGUCCAUCAACUUACAUUUAUACACACACAAGCAUCAUUUUGCUUAUCUGCUUAAAAUUUAAGUUACCUACCUUUUCUUCAUGGCUUUUCCUUUGAUAUUUCUCUUUGCUAUUUUAUUCUUUAUGGUUCCUCCAAACAAUGCCUAUUGGCCACCUUCACCUGGUUACUGGCCAAGUUCUAAAGUCAGGUCUAUGAAUUUUUACAGAGGUUUUAGAAACCUAUGGGGACCUCAACACCAAAGCAUGGAUCAACAUGGAUUAACAAUUUGGCUUGAUAGAACCUCAGGAAGUGGAUUUAAGUCGUAUCGUCCAUUUCGAUCCGGCUACUUUGGUGCUUCAAUUAAGCUUCAUCCUGGCUACACUGCAGGAGUUAUUACAGCUUUUUAUCUUUCUAACAGUGAAGCACAUCCAGGAUUUCAUGAUGAAGUAGACAUUGAGUUUCUAGGGACAACAUUUGGAAAGCCUUAUACUUUGCAGACCAAUGUUUAUAUAAGAGGGAGUGGAGAUGGGAAAAUUAUAGGUAGGGAAAUGAAAUUUCAUCUAUGGUUUGAUCCUACCAAAAAAUUUCAUCACUAUGCUAUACUUUGGAAUCCUAAGGAAAUAAUAUUCCUAGUGGAUGAUGUGCCCAUAAGGAGGUACCCAAGGAAGAGUGAUGCAACAUUUCCACUAAGACCAAUGUGGGUUUAUGGUUCAAUUUGGGAUGCUUCAUCAUGGGCAACAGAAGAUGGAAAAUACAAAGCUGAUUACAAAUAUCAACCUUUUGUUGCAAAGUACACCAACUUCAAGGCUAGUGGUUGCUCAGCCUAUGCAUCACGUUGGUGUCGUCCAGCCUCGGCCUCACCAUAUCGGUCUGGCGGCUUGACUCGACAACAACAUUGGGCUAUGAGUUGGGUUCAAAGACACCACAUGGUUUAUAACUAUUGUCAAGAUCCUAAAAGAGAUCAUAGAUUAACACCUGAGUGUUGGGGUUAAAAAUUGAAACUCUACAAAUAUUGUUAAUAAAAUUGGGGAAGAUUUAGGUCCCCAAACAAUUUGCUAGUGUGA
Messenger RNA from Trifolium pratense (red clover), 1092 nucleotides. RefSeq names its product probable xyloglucan endotransglucosylase/hydrolase protein 32. The coding region runs from base 130 to 1020 and encodes 296 amino acids. The record is from RefSeq and is a predicted model, not a curated record. Gene Ontology annotation, molecular function: hydrolase activity, hydrolyzing O-glycosyl compounds; xyloglucan:xyloglucosyl transferase activity. The transcript has 4 exons. Gene Ontology annotation, cellular component: cell wall; apoplast. Gene Ontology annotation, biological process: xyloglucan metabolic process; cell wall biogenesis. NCBI's taxonomy places the organism in Eukaryota, Viridiplantae, Streptophyta, Magnoliopsida, Fabales, Fabaceae.